AAAGGCAGUCCCAUCUCGUGAAAGCAGGAAAAUUCAAACAGCUCCCAGGAUGAGUGGUAGUAUCUUUACCAUAUUCCCACCUGUCCCAGCAGAGGAUUCCAUCACAUUGUGCGAACAGAAUGGACAGAUGGUAAACAUCCGAUCAGGUGGACGUGUGCCAGCAAACCGGUUCCCUGGGUAUCCGGAUGUAAUUAUUCCCAAAGACACCACCAAAAGUUUAUCACAACGAGAAAAUGCAAAGUCAGCCUUCCUGUCACACGAUGAAACAGUUUGGAAAAGAGCCAUGCAUGCAUGGUAUGAGAUUGGACUGUCUGGUGUGUUUGAAGAAAUAGUAAACAGUCAGGAUGAAGUACCAAAGUGGGCAGCUUCCAUGGCCAGAUCAACUUUAACAUUUGUAAGAGGGUCAAACUCACUUCAUGGAUCCCUGUUCCCUCAUUUGUCUAUGUCUAAUGAAGAUAUUAUUCGAAAGUUUUCCCACAUGGUGGACUGGGCUUCAAGUCCAGUGAAGGCCUUUGCCUGGCACCCUCACACCACGAAAUUUGCAUAUGCUAUGGAGGAUGAUUCAAUCAAAGUACACAUGGCACGUAAUGAACUUGUGCCAACCCUGAAACACAAACUUCAGAAAAAUGUGUCUGAUUUAGCAUGGAGGCCCCAGUCAGCAUCAGUGUUAGCAGUAGCGUGUCAAUCCUGUAUCCUUAUCUGGCAUGUGGAGCCAACUUCGCUCGCAACACGGCCGUCCACAAGUUCAGUGCAAGUACUACAGCAAAGUAAUCAUGCCCCAGUAACCUCCUUAUCCUGGGACCCUAAUGGGUGUAUCCUUCUGUCAGCUUCACCAGUAGAUACAGCUGUUCUGGCCUGGGAUGUUCCUAUGGAAACCUGUAUUCCCCUGAGGCGAGGAGGAGGUGGAGGUGUAUCUGUGAUAUCCUGGUCACCAGAUGGCAGCAAAGUUUUCACAGCCACUCCUUCAAAUGUGUUCAGAGUGUGGGAAACCACUAGGUGGAGCUGUGAGAAGUGGACAAAGUGUGAGGGACGUUGUAAGGCAGCCUGCUGGAGCCCAGAUGGUAGUGUACUAUUGUUUACAACAGAGCGUGAACCAAUCAUAUACUCCCUUACAUUCUCCACAUCUCGUAAUGAUAGAGGAACUGUGAUUGGUGGGUCUCAGUCAGCUGUUGCCUCAGUGGACCUUUCAGAGGUAGUGGUGAAAAAUGAAGACAAUGAAGAUGUUGAAAUUGGAGGGCUGGCUCAUAAUAUGGUGUGGGAUUCAACUGGGGAGAGAUUGGCUGUACUUUUGGGAGGUGAUAAAAAUGCUAAGCGAAUGGUUGUGUUGUUCCGGACCAAAAUAUCACCAUUGCUUGAAGUAACUCCUUG
Molecule: messenger RNA, 1368 nt
Organism: Ylistrum balloti
Lineage: Eukaryota; Metazoa; Mollusca; Bivalvia; Pectinida; Pectinidae
Product: aladin-like
Exons: 14
Biological process (GO): nucleocytoplasmic transport
Cellular component (GO): nuclear pore
Molecular function (GO): protein binding
Source: RefSeq, a predicted model, not a curated record